This is a messenger RNA of Trichoderma aggressivum f. europaeum, 1014 nucleotides long. RefSeq lists its product as uncharacterized. Gene Ontology annotation, biological process: protein deubiquitination; proteasome-mediated ubiquitin-dependent protein catabolic process. The coding region runs from base 1 to 1014 and encodes 337 amino acids. The transcript has 3 exons. NCBI's taxonomy places the organism in Eukaryota, Fungi, Ascomycota, Sordariomycetes, Hypocreales, Hypocreaceae. The record is from RefSeq and is a predicted model, not a curated record. Gene Ontology annotation, cellular component: proteasome regulatory particle, lid subcomplex. Gene Ontology annotation, molecular function: proteasome binding; metallopeptidase activity; protein binding.
AUGGAGCGCUUCAGGAACUUGUUGGGCGGAGGUGGCAUGGGCUUGGGAGGAGUUACGCCUGGCACAGACAACACCAGCCUAAUCGAUAACUCGGAAACCGUCUACAUCUCAUCCUUGGCCCUGCUGAAGAUGCUCCGGCACGGCCGCGCCGGUGUGCCGAUGGAGGUCAUGGGCCUGAUGCUGGGCGAGUUCGUCGACGAUUUCACAGUCAAGGUCAUGGACGUGUUUGCCAUGCCACAGAGCGGUACAGGCGUUAGUGUUGAAGCUGUCGACCCUGUGUUCCAGACCAAGAUGAUGGAUAUGUUGAGGCAAACUGGAAGACCGGAAUCAGUCGUUGGGUGGUACCAUUCGCACCCUGGCUUUGGCUGCUGGCUGUCGUCGGUUGAUAUCAACACCCAGCAAUCGUUUGAGCAGCUGAACCCGCGUGCGGUGGCAGUAGUCGUCGACCCCAUUCAGUCGGUCAAGGGCAAGGUUGUGAUUGAUGCUUUCCGACUCAUCAACCCCCAGCUUCUGAUGAUGGGCCAGGAGCCCCGUCAGAGCACGAGCAACCUCGGCCACCUCAACAAGCCGUCCAUCCAGGCGCUGAUCCACGGACUCAACCGACACUACUACUCGAUUGCGAUCAACUACCGCAAGACGGCGCUGGAAGAGAACAUGCUGAUGAACCUCCACAAGCACGUGUGGACAGAAGCUCUGGAGAUGGACGACUUCCGGACGGAGGGACAGAAGAACAAGGAGCGGCUGCAGAGGCUGGUCAGCCUGGCAGACGGCUACGAGAAGAGAGUCAAGGAGGAGACGGAGCUGACUAAGGACCAGCUCAAGACCCGCUACGUUGGCAAGCUGGAUCCCAAGAAGCACUUGGAGGACGUUGGUCAGGAGCUGAUCGAAGACAACAUUGUGUCGGUAUCAAGGCAGAUGAUUGACAAGGAGGCGACAAUGCCCAAGAAGAAUGGAGCUCUGGGGGUGGCUGCCCAAUCCAACGGCGAUCAGAUGGAGACGGAGGAAGAGUUAUAG